Molecule: messenger RNA, 2165 nt
Organism: Trifolium pratense (red clover)
Lineage: Eukaryota; Viridiplantae; Streptophyta; Magnoliopsida; Fabales; Fabaceae
Product: E3 ubiquitin-protein ligase XBAT33-like
Exons: 11
Coding region: 87-1631 (514 amino acids)
Biological process (GO): protein targeting to chloroplast
Cellular component (GO): chloroplast outer membrane
Molecular function (GO): chloroplast targeting sequence receptor activity; protein binding
Source: RefSeq, a predicted model, not a curated record
AUUUCCCAAUAAACAAUAUCAACACAACAAAGUCAAAGGAACACAAACACAGAAGAAAAGAACAUAAAGAAGAUUUCAUCAAAGAGAUGGGAAAUUCUUUUGGGUGUUCAGCUUCUGGUGAGAGAUUGGUAUCUGCUGCAAGAGAUGGUGAUUUGAUUGAAGCAAAGAUGCUUUUGGAAUUCAAUCCUGGUCUUGCAAAGUAUUCAACUUUUGGUGGUCUUAAUUCACCUCUUCAUUUUGCAGCUUCUAAGGGUCAUAACGAGAUUGUGGCAUUGUUGCUUGAGAAUGGAGCUGAUGUGAAUUCAAGAAAUUAUUGUGGGCAGACAGCUUUGAUGCAAGCUUGUAGACAUGGUCAUUGGGAAGUUGUACAAACCCUUAUGCUCCACCGAUGCAAUGUUAUGAAAGCAGAUUAUCUCAGUGGAAGGACCGCUCUUCACUUUGCAGCUGUCAGUGGGCAUGUAAGAUGCAUUAGACUUGUUGUGGCUGACUUUGUUUCAAGUGUUCCUUAUGAAACUCUACAUGCUCGUGUCGAUGCUGACGUGGGUGAUGGAUUAAAUACAAAAAGAAAACAGGAACAAAGUGCAUUAUGCAAGUUUGUAAACAAGACAGCUGAUGCUGGUAUUACUGCACUUCAUAUGGCGGCGUUAAACGGAUAUUUUGAUUGUGUACAACUGCUACUGGAUCUUAAUGCAUACGUGUCAGCUUCAACAUAUCAUUAUGGAACAUCUAUGGAUUUAAUAGGGGCCGGAAGCACUCCGUUGCAUUACGCUGCUUGUGGUGGAAAUUUAAAAUGCUGUCAGAUCCUCCUUUCAAAAGGUGCUACUCGGAUGGCUUUGAACUGCAAUGGGUGGCUUCCACUUGAUGUUGCUAGGAUGUGGGGCCGUCAUUGGCUUGAACCGUUGCUGUCACCCAGUUCAGAUACUGUUGUAUCACCAUUCCCUACUUCAAAUUUUUUGUCCUUGCCCCUCAUGAGUGUUCUCAACAUAGCCAGAGAAUGUGGAUUGCACUCAUCUACGACCUCCUCCAAUGAGAUCGACUUCUGUGCUGUCUGCUUGGAGAGGCCAUGUUCAGUGGCUGCAGAAGGAUGUAUGCAUGAGCUUUGUGUAAGAUGUGCACUCUAUCUUUGCUCAACAGCCAAUGUUUCUUCUGAAAUGCAUGUCCCUCCUGGUUCUAUUCCUUGUCCCCUUUGUCGACACGGAAUUAUUUCUUUCGUCAAGUUACCAAGUUUCAAACCAAAAGAAAAUAAAUUACAUGGUUCACUCAGCAUGUGUACACCAUGCAUACAGCAUCCACGCGAUGUAGAUCAACCAUCUCUUUCUCAUAGUACACCAGAAAUUCGAAAAAACCGGGUAGCUUCUGUUUCUUCUGAGAUGCUGUGUCCUGUCACUUGUACACCGUUUCCAUCCGUAGCAAUUCCUCUAUGUACUACAUGCAAUGAUGGUCCUUGUCCACCAUUUGAACCUCAGGAAGAUGAAGCACAAGAUGAAUCUCCUCGUCACUCACAAGCUUCGACAACAGAUCAAGAUAAAAUGGAAGGGCCAAAACUGGUGAAAACAACAUGUUCAAGUAUGUUUUGGGGUAGAAGAAGUUGCAGCAGGGAGAAUCAAUGCAAUUCAGAAAUAAAUGCUUGAUUGAUUCACUGGACAAGUAUGCGGCUUUCUUAUUAGGGUUAAAAUGUUUGUCUCGAUAAAAUUAUGACUUUUUAAGUUUAGUCCCUACAUAAAUUUAUUCAAUUUUAGUCUCUUAUUUUUAUUAUUUUUUUAAAAAUGAAUGCUUUUAGUCCCUGCAUUUAGUUCCUAUAAAAGUAAAAUGGUUAAAUAUGUUUUUAGUUCCUGUACCAUUUUAGUUCAUUUUUUAGUCCUUACAGAGGACCUAAAAACACCCGUUUUUAUUUUAGGUGGGGACUAAAAUAAAAAAUGGAUAUUUAUAGGGACUAAAAACAUAACAAAAGGAUAAUAAUUGAACAAAACUCGGGUAAGGACUAAACUGGAAAAAUCGUGAAUUUUACAGGGACUUAAAUCAUAUUUAGUCCUAGUUCUUAUGUGUGGAUACUCUUACAAUCUUAGACCAACAGUGGAUGUAUGCCAAGAAGAAAACAAGCUUCAUUGCUACUGUUUGGUGCAAAGGCUGCAUAUUUGGUGAAAGAUAAUUUUUCUUGCAUUUCA